UGAGGGGGCGCUAGAUCGCAGUCCCCACCCGGCGCCAUCUUGGAGACCCUUACGAGCCUGGCUAUGGUCACAACAACCGGCAGUCUGAGACGCAACGAAAUGGGAUUAAAAGAGAAAAAAUAUUUCGAUAUUUGAAUUAUUGCUUCACUCCAUAUAUAACUGGGCUGAGGUGGACGUUGUGCAUUUUAAACCGAAAAAAGAGUCAGUGAAGGGUAUUGCCAGAAUCGAGUUUUUUUUAAAAAAUUUGAAUCUAUAUAUAUAUAUAUAUAUAUUUUACAUCUACAUGAUUUUUUUCUGAUUAGUGGGGUCCCACGGCCCAGCAGCAGAGGGUGGUUCGCCGUGCAACACCGUUAAAAUUGUAUAUCGAAAUACAUCUUUUUUUUUUUUUACAACAAAACAAAACAAAAAUAAUUGUUCACAACUGCAGCGUUUUGCGUUGUAGGUUUUUUUUUUUUUUUUUUUUUUUUUAAUACGCGGUGGAAGGUGAUUUGUUCUAUUAUUAGAUCAUUUAAAAUAUAUUAUUAAUACGAAAUAAAAAUGUCUUCGAACUGUACCAGCGUUGCGGCGGUCAGUGCCAGCAAAACCAAGACAAAAAAGAAACAUUUUAUCGGCCAGAAAGUGAAAUUGUUCCGGGCUAGCGAACCUAUUCUCAGCGUCUUGAUGUGGGGGGUCAACCACACGAUUAAUGAGCUAAGUAAUGUGCCCGUCCCCGUGAUGUUGAUGCCAGAUGAUUUUAAAGCCUACAGCAAGAUCAAGGUCGACAACCACCUGUUCAACAAAGAGAAUUUGCCAAGCCGGUUUAAGUUUAAGGAAUAUUGCCCCAUGGUGUUUCGUAAUCUACGGGAACGGUUUGGCAUCGACGAUCAGGAUUACCAGAACUCUCUGACAAGAAGCGCCCCUUUAAACAGCGACUCUCAAGGUCGGUUCGGGUCCAGAUUCCUCACCACCUACGACAGGAGAUUCGUGAUCAAAACCGUGUCGAGCGAAGAUAUUGCGGAGAUGCACAACAUUUUAAAGAAAUACCACCAGUUUAUCGUGGAAUGUCACGGCAGCACGCUUCUCCCUCAGUUCCUGGGGAUGUACAGAUUAACAGUGGAUGGUGUUGAGACCUACAUGGUUGUCACGAGGAACGUAUUCAGUCAUAGGUUAACUGUACAUCGCAAAUAUGACCUGAAGGGUUCAACGGUAUCAAGGGAAGCUAGUGAUAAGGAAAAGGCCAAGGAGCUGCCCACUUUCAAAGACAACGACUUCUUGAACGAAGGACAGAAGCUUCACAUCGGGGAUGACAACAAGAAGUAUUUCCUGGAGAAGCUCAAGAGAGACGUGGAGUUCCUGGCCCAGCUGAAGAUUAUGGACUACAGCCUGCUGGUGGGGCUCCACGACGUGGACCGGGCGGAGCAGGAGGAGAUGGAGAUCGAGGAGCGGGGCGAGGAGGACGAGUACGAGAACGACGGCAUGGGGGGGACCACCGGCUCCUUCGGGACCCCGCCCGACAGCCCCGCCAACCUGCUCAGUUUCCCCGGAUUCUUUGGCCCCGGGGAGUUUGACCCGUCGGUGGACGUGUACGCCAUAAAGAGCCACGACAAUGCCUUGAAGAAGGAGGUGUACUUCAUGGCGAUCAUUGAUAUACUGACACACUACGACGCAAAGAAGAAAGCUGCUCAUGCUGCCAAAACUGUCAAGCACGGGGCCGGAGCUGAAAUUUCCACUGUAAACCCUGAGCAGUACUCGAAACGAUUCUUUGAAUUUAUGUCCAACAUCCUGUCAUAGUACCACCCUCCGUCUCUUUCCCCUGGAAACUCGUAGAGGCACGAGAUUGAGAGACUUUAAUUUUGGAAGAACAGCAACAGAAGAAGUUGUUUGAUCCACUAUAACAAGAGACUCGGUAGCAGUGUGUUGAGUUCCUGAGCAGUAUUUAAUAAUCCCCGGGUUCAACAGAAAACUGCAGUGUUGUGUCGUCCUGUCCCCCCCCCCCCCCCCCAUCUUCGAAUACUCGAUGUGAAUGGUGUGCCCCCCCCCCCCCCCCACCUUGUCCUCCCCCCUACCUGCCCAUUUCCCCGUCCCUCAUUUAAUUACUGAACAGACUCCCUCAGCGUUGUUGGAGUGUUUUUUUGUUUUUGCUUCAAGCAAUUGGCCGCCUUCUUCUGACUCUUCUUCUUCUUCUUUUUAUUAUUAUUAUUAUUAUUAUUGGUAUUAUUAUUCUUAUUAUUAUUAUGAUUAUUAUAUUUUUUAUUGAUUUAUUUUAAAACAACUCGAUCCAUGAAUGGAAAUUAAGAAUCCCAUUGCGUAGCGUUUUCUGGGAUGGAAUUCCAGGUUUUACUGCCUGCUAUUAGCAGGGUUGUGCUGAUAUUUUUUUUCAUUAUUUUUUUUUUUUUAACAGAGCUCAAAUCUUAUUACUCUUUAUAAGUUUCGUCCGGUGGUAAAAAUACAUUUAAAAUGAUCAAAAUCACUUUCAAAUAGUGUCUCGUUACUUUGAGUGCCAGAUUUUUACUGCAUGUUGGUGUAGCCCUGCCCAUUUCCUUGUAUGAGUAUGACAGCUCUGAGUACACAGCACCAUUCAACACUGUUCCAAUGAAUGGAAACAAGCCUCCCAUUGCAUAGCAGUCCUGAUCCACUCCUGGUUUUAAUAUGAGUUUAAUAAGAUACACCUGAGCUUGUUACUUUAGCAGGCAAACCAUAUAGGCUAUCGGCUGAAGUCUGACAGACUGAGCUUGCGCCCCCAUCCUGUUUUGUUACUUGUUGAGAUGUUUUUUCUGAAUUAAGUGCUGUGCCUGCAAUCUAAGCUAUUGGCCUCCUGCUAAAUGUGCUUUGAAUUGAUCCGACUCAUUACAGGAGUCAUCCAACCAGUCCCUAGCUCUUCAAAUAGUGGAAGAUGAUACAACAAUUGGAGGACGAAGAGGAUUUCGCAUGGAUUUGCUAGCACCUGCGCUUAUUUUCCAGUAAAUCUCACGAAAGCGUGAUUGAAACGCAGGGAGCAGUUCAAAGCGCUAAGCAAUGGAAUUCAUUAUUUUCAAUCACGGGAUUCACCGCAUCGUCCAGAUUUCUGCGAGAGCUGCAGUCAGUUAAAACACACACACACACACACACAUAUAUAUUAAAUAUGAACUUGAAUGACGCAUGUUUCAUCUGUCUAGACCUUGUAAUGCAUGUCCAUACCUAACUCCCACCCAUCAUCUCAACUUACAACACUAUUCCUAGAUUGCCAUUUUGCUUUGUUUUAAUUUUUACCUGAUUUUUUUUUUAAUUUUUGGGGGGUGGUGGGGGGUUCAGAUGUUAAGUUGCCAUAUUAUGUGUUUUAAUAUUUUUUUAAACAGCUGCAACUUUAAUCAAUAACAUUAACAGAGGCUAAACAAAAAAGGAUGUGUCACUCAAACAGCUUGUUUUAUUACCGUAUGAAUCGAUAUUUUAUAUAUUGUUUACAUUUAGAAAAAAAUGUAGCUUUUUUUUUUUUUUUUUUUUUUAAGUUUGUAUACAGUAUUGUUUUUUCACCGCAAACAGCAGAAAGAUAAGUUACUUGAAGAUCAUGCAUUGCUUAUAAAGGGAGUUUUUAUCAUGUUGUUUCCUUGUUGAAGAAAAGACCUCUUGGUUAUUGUGAGAGUUUGAGGGUGUCUUGCUUUUGUUCUAUUUUAUUUUUUAGUUUUUGUAUAAAGACUUUUAUCCAAGGUUUUGGAGAGGUGAACUUAAAAAAACAAAAAAAAAAAAAAACAUAAAUCAUGCCUUGAAUUUGAGGAACAUUAAUGCAGACUACACACAAGAUCUCAGAGUUGAAUAUCCCUGAACAAGCCUUGAGGACUAAUAUUUAAAUAAAAUAAGAAGAGAUUUAUGGGGAGGUUUACAGUAAGGUGUACAAAAGUGGCACUGCUCAAGCUUUCAGGAAUGAAUUUUUGUUCUACUCCGUUCACACAAACGAGCUAAUUUUGAAAAUGUGAUUGUGAAUGAUAGAUGGCAGUCACAUGGUUUCAAUACCUGUCGAAUGCACACUAGGUUGGAUGGCGUGUUACUGGUUUAAUCUGGACUGUGCCGGAGAUCAACCCCCUCCAUUGUUACCUGGAUCUUUUCCUGCAGCAGAAUUGUGAAUUAACCCCUGAUUCAACUGAUCAGUGCAAUGUUGUUUUAUUUUUUUCUUUCUUGUAAGAACCCUUCCAUUUCCCAAUUGGAUUUUAAGGAGGUUCACUAGCCAGUGGUACUGGAGUUCUGAGGUCUAUCCCAGUCCAGGACUUGAAAUCAUGUCAUUGGAUAUCUAAUUGAGUUGGAGUAGGGUCAUGGACUUCAAUGAAAGGACCACUGGACAUUUCUAGACGGAGAAUCUGGUUCAGCCUCACGCCUGAACAUAGUAUAAAAAAAUAAAAUAAAAACAGCACUUUGUUGCAAUUCAGUUUGAUUUAAGCAAAUAAACAAGCAAGGGUUAGUAAAACACUUCUGAUCCAUUCAAGUCUGAUUUUUCUUAUACUUUUUUUUUUUUAUAUAUAUAUAAAUGUGUCCGAUUUAGCACAGAAAACCAAGGUCAAUGGCUAAUUUUUUUUUUUUUUAUAUAAAGCAUAAUUUUUAGUUUCCUAGUGUCUAUUCAGUAUGAAGAAAAACUAAAAAGAAAAUAUAA
Messenger RNA from Acipenser ruthenus (sterlet), 4597 nucleotides. RefSeq names its product phosphatidylinositol 5-phosphate 4-kinase type-2 beta. Gene Ontology annotation, molecular function: phosphatidylinositol kinase activity. Lineage: Eukaryota; Metazoa; Chordata; Actinopteri; Acipenseriformes; Acipenseridae. The record is from RefSeq and is a predicted model, not a curated record. Gene Ontology annotation, biological process: phosphatidylinositol metabolic process. The coding region runs from base 538 to 1770 and encodes 410 amino acids. The transcript is spliced from 10 exons.